CACAUUCUUACAUCUACCCUCACUCGAAGGCAAGUGAAUAAAGGAAAGAAGCAGGACCCAAGGGCUUGGCUCUUUUGCUCCUCCGAUCAUGGCGGAAUCCUCUGUAGCCGACGGUUUGCUAGCCUUCUGGCAUCUUUACCGUCUUCCUCUUCUUCUCGCUCUCGUCGCCGCAUUUACUUUCCUUCGCGCUUAUCGUACGCUGCAACCCAGGCACAAAACUGCCACGGCUUCGUCCAUCCCAUCGUCCCCUCGAAGCCAGUCUCCCGAGAAGAAUGAAAAGAUCGCGGUCGCAUAUGACGAGGAAGCCACUAAAAAUGGAGAAACGAACGCCAAACUUAUCGUCGAGGAAGAAACGUCGCCAAAGGCUACAGCGGGUCCUAAGAGAGUUUCGGGCAAGAAACCUUUGAAGGUCGCUGGCCGACGUGCAGGUUCCGACCAGGAAACGCCUUUGUCAUUCAUUCAGCCCAUUAUUUUCUAUGCCUCUUUGACCGGUACAACCGAAAGGUAUGCGCAGGUCUUGCUAGAGGACUUGCGUGCCGCCGCCCAAGAACGAGCCGAUCCUGAUAACCGCGAGCGGGGCAUUCUUCCCCCUCAGAUCCAUGAUCUCUCAUAUGUCGACUUCGAUGAUUACUUCGCCACUGCACCCAAGCCUCCGUCCACUUCACCUGGAACACGCUACGUUUACUGCUUGCUCAUCCCGUCGUACAACAUCGACACUGUUCUGAACACUUUCCUCGGCCACCUUGAUGAAACCCACAAUGACUUCCGCAUUGAUACUGCGCCUCUCUCGAGUCUGGCUGGUUACUGCGUUUUUGGAUUCGGCGACAAGGAAGGGUGGCCGACUGAGGAGGAAGGGUACUGCUCCCAAGCCAAGGAACUCGAUCGGUGGAUGGCAAAGCUUACAGGAAGAAAGCGGGCGUACCCUCUCGGAUUUGGCGAUGUUAAGAGUGACGCGGAGGCGGCCCUGAAAGAGUGGUCGCAUGGUCUUCAGGAUAUCUUGGGUGACAUUUUAGCGAAUGGUGGAUUGGGCGAAGGUGUUCCUGGCAGCGGUGACCCGCUUGAAAGCGACGAGGAGGAACUGGACGAAGAAGGCUCGGAUGGCAACAACCGGAAAACUAACCGCAAACGUAACAAGGCCCAAGAUGUGGUUGAUCUGGAGGAUAUCAAGUUCAGCGCUGAUAGCCAGAGCGGUUCGGGAGCCCCUGUUCCCGUUGACUUCACCACUGCCGGCACUUCGUCCGCCCUCGCUCCCCAAGCCAGUGAGAAGGAAAUGGUUCCGAAGACAUCGCCCACUUACGCAGCUCUUACGAAACAAGGUUAUACCAUUGUUGGUUCUCACUCGGGCGUCAAGAUCUGUCGCUGGACCAAGUCAGCCCUGCGUGGCCGUGGCUCGUGUUACAAAUUCUCGUUCUAUGGAAUCCGUUCGCAUCUUUGCAUGGAGGCAACCCCGUCCCUCUCUUGCAGCAACAAGUGUAUUUUCUGCUGGAGACAUGGCACUAACCCGGUUGGUACUACUUGGCGGUGGAAGGUUGAUUCCCCUGAAUUGAUCUUCAAUGGUAUCAAGGAAGGUCAUUACAAGAAGAUCAAGAUGAUGCGUGGUGUCCCUGGUGUGCGUGCUGAGCGAUUUGCGGAAGCAAUGCGCAUCCGCCACUGCGCUCUCAGCUUGGUGGGCGAACCCAUUUUCUACCCGCAUAUUAAUUCUUUCCUUUCGAUGCUUCAUAGCGAACAUAUCUCCAGCUUCCUUGUCUGCAAUGCUCAACACCCGGAUCAACUCGAGACUCUUUCGCGUGUGACGCAAUUGUACGUCUCCAUCGAUGCGAGCAACCGGGAGAGUCUAAGGAAAAUUGAUCGUCCUCUUCAUCGCGAUUUCUGGGAGCGUUUCCAGCGUUGCCUAGACAUUCUUCGAGAGAAACGCCACAUGCAGCGCACUGUCUUCCGUCUUACGCUGGUCAAGGGCUUUAACGUGGACGACGAGGUCAUUGGGUAUGCGAACCUGGUCGAGAAAGCACUACCUUGUUUCAUCGAAAUCAAGGGUGUCACUUACUGUGGUACGAGCACUAGUGCGGGGGCUGGAUUGACCAUGCAGAACGUGCCAUUCUACGAAGAAAUCCAGGAAUUCGUCACCUCUCUCAACGCGGAGCUUGAGCGUCGUGGACUGAAGUACGGCAUUGCUGCAGAGCACGCCCAUAGCUGCUGUGCACUCAUCGCAUCCGAGCGAUUCUACGUGAACGGAAAGUGGCACUCCCGGAUUGACUACGAUCGAUUCUUCGAGCUUCUGGAAAAGGAAAAGGCUGACGGCACCCCCUUUAAACCCGAAGACUAUAUGAAGGAAACGUUGGAUUGGGCAUUGUGGGGCAAUGGUGGCUUUGACCCCAACGAUGAACGUGUCUACAAAAAAGGCAAGAAGAAGGGUCUUCAAGCUGCAGCGUCAGCCCAGGACUGAAUGUAUUCGUGUCCUCCCAUAACCAAGUCUUCACCGCCUCGAUGGGCGCGUUAGAAGCUCCCUGAUGGCCGACCCGGUACAGCAGGCUGAUGACAUACACUUCGAUAUUCGAUCUUGCGGACGAACAAGGGAUACGAUGUCAUGCCGUUUUGUUCAAAUCUCAGUGGAUCUAUUCGGCCAUAGCUGGUGAAAGCUCAGCUUGCCAAGGCCAGCUACCACUUCAGGCGACAUUCACAGAUAGGGGCCUCUCUUUCCCUUAGGGCCUUACACAAGCCGAUAUGACAGUCUCAACCUGACCGUCAUUCUCGGACAACACAAAAUACUCCAGCAAAAGUCAGCUGAUGUGCAAGUCACAAGGCUAGUUGAUUUCUUUUCUAUGAUUCAUGUAUCUAGUUGGAGAACCACGACAAAAUUCAGUCAAAAUUUGACAAUCA
This is a messenger RNA of Aspergillus homomorphus CBS 101889, 2877 nucleotides long. Its product is annotated as flavodoxin and radical SAM domain protein. The coding region runs from base 89 to 2443 and encodes 784 amino acids. Gene Ontology annotation, biological process: wybutosine biosynthetic process. The record is from RefSeq and is a predicted model, not a curated record. Gene Ontology annotation, molecular function: 4 iron, 4 sulfur cluster binding; electron transfer activity; FMN binding. The transcript has 2 exons. Lineage: Eukaryota; Fungi; Ascomycota; Eurotiomycetes; Eurotiales; Aspergillaceae.